AUGAAGCAAAUGUCCAACUUCACGAUCCCCACACACAGCAGCAGAAACCCCAUCGAGCACCUAUACACGCUCGAGCUGCUGUACUCACGCCUGCGCGAAAAAGGGCUCAAUGCUGAACAACCCUUCGUUCUCGCCCACUUCGUUGGUUCCCUCCCACCCGAGUACCAACAAGCGAAGUUCCUGUUGGAGACAGCAACGGCGCUGGAUAGGGCCGAGAUCGUCAGAAUCGUGAGCACGGUGCACGCGAGCCUUCCGGAGGGGAGGAAGGCCCCGAAGGGCCAGCGGAGGGCGGAGCACGCUCUCCUCGCGAGCGACCGUAGCGGUGGGGGAGGAGCGCCGGACCGCGGAAACGGCGGCCGCCGCAAGGGUGGCGGCGGCGGCGGCGGCGGCGGCACCCAGAAGGGGAGAGGGGGUGGCGCGAAGGCUGGAUUCCUGUUGGAGACAGCAACGGCGCUGGAUAGGGCCGAGAUCGUCAGAAUCGUGAGCACGGUGCACGCGAGCCUUCCGGAGAGGAGGAAGGCCCCGAAGGGCCAGCGGAGGGCGGAGCACGCUCUCCUCGCGAGCGACCGUAGCGGUGGGGGAGGAGCGCCGGACCGCGGAAACGGCGGCCGCCGCAAGGGUGGCGGCGGCGGCGGCGGCGGCGGCACCCAGAAGGGGAGAGGGGGUGGCGCGAAGGCUGGUGGCGGCGGCGGAGGCGGCGACGACGAUGCGGGUAGCAUGCGCGGUCGCUGUUUCCGGUGCGGCAAGAAGGGCCACCAGGUGGCCGACUGCACCGAGAGCAAGCCCGUGCGAUGUGAGACAUGCAAGGGCUACGGGCACGACAAGAGCAAGUGCCCGACCGAGGAGGCGGUGCUCGUGGUGGAAGUGCCGGCAGGAGGGGCGUCUGCGGAUGCCACAGCACUGGACGCGGCAGAAGAGGCGCUGGUGGUCGGUGACAUCUCAGGCGAGUGUCACACAGUCGUUGGUGGAGGGGGUGUGGAGCAGGCUAGGCGGGGUAGGUAUGUUGCCGAUACCGGCACUACCACCCACAUGUUCGCAAGCUCAAAUGGGUUCGUCCGAUAUCAGGAGUGUAAUCGACGUGUGCGCGUCGCCGCCGGAGAAAACUUUUUCCCCAUCGCUGGGUACGGCGACGUGACGGUCACCCUUAGCUCGCGCGACGGCACAACCGACCUGCUGUUGAAACGGGUUGCACACGUUCCCCGACUAGACUACAAGCUAGUCUUUCUCACUUCCCUCUUCGACGGUGGGUUCGAAACCAACACCCUCAAUAAACACGAGUUGGAGUUGGAGAGAGGGGCGGGGGAGUCGGUGUACUUCCCCCGAUGCGGUAACCUGUACGUCCAAAACCGUGUCCGCACACACACCGAACAUGCCUAUACCGCAAUUGUUUCUGGCAACGCGAAAGCGUCCAGCGCCCCCGUUGACGUCAACGAUUUCCACUGCACGCACGACCACUCCCACGAGGUGCUGCUGAGGACCACGGCGAAGCAGAAGGGGACAACGCUGGUGGGCAAGCUCCGGGAGUGCCUGGGGUGCUCGACGGCGAAGAGGCUUUCCAAGCCCAUCCCCAACAAGACGUCGACCAGAGCAGCAAAGAAACUGCAGCGAGUUUUCGCGGAUUUGAGCGGAAAAGCUAGGGUGGAGAGCUUGGGGGGGAAGCGGUACACUGUCAUUGUCUGGGAUGAAAACACAAGGUGGAACCAUGUCUAUUUCCUGAAGCACAAAUCAGACGCAGCUGAGGCAUUCGAGGCGAACCUUGCAGAAAACCGGGCAGACGGUGCCCCGUCCGAUGUCAUGGUUGUGAGAUCUGACAACGGAGGAGAGUUUUUUAGGAAGAGUUCGGCAGGGUGUGCCGGAAGUACUACAUCAAACAGGAGUUUACCCCCGUACACAGCCUAGAAUACAACGGCGUAGCUGAGAGAGCACUGGGUCUGAUCAAGGAUGCAGCACUAGCCGCCCGUAUCCAAGCGCCAACUCAUUACCCCGGAGCACCGAACUACCCCUCCCUUUGGGCCGAGGCCAUAGCUUGAGCAUGCAUCGCCCUGAACUGCACCUCCACCACGUCCAACUCCGAGAAGAAACCGCCGUACGAGAUGUGACACGGGCACCAUCCCCCGCCGGGGGCGACGUACCCGUUCCUCAAACCUGCCGCAUACAAGGUCAAGCGUACGCACAAGUCCGAGCCGAAAGCCAAAAAGUGUUUUUACCUCGGCCUGGGAAUCAACACCAACCGUGAUUGCGCGCGCAUCUGGAACGAAAAACGCCAAGCAAUCACAACUCGCACCUUCACCUGGCAAUCCGUACCCGCUUCCCCCACCGCCCUA
Messenger RNA from Ectocarpus sp. CCAP 1310/34, 2324 nucleotides. The record is from the annotation of a GenBank genome assembly. Lineage: Eukaryota; Phaeophyceae; Ectocarpales; Ectocarpaceae.